UUUUGGCGUCUGCCCUCGCUACCCUCUGCACAACCAAAUCGCGAUAUCUGCAGGUCCUGUGAUGGGGUCUAAUAAUACCAGCAAAUUCUGUUCAAAAUCCAAGCCCUAACUAAUAACAGUAUAAAUCAGAUUCAUAAUCAAACGUUAUAUACAGCAUGCAGCACAAGAGAUUCUUUGUGCUUGGUAACCCCUGCUCCGCAGACAAUGUAUCGACCAUGAUUGGCCGUGUCGUCGGUGACAUUUACGAGCCGCUCAAUGAGUAUGCGCCGUGGCAGCAAGACGCGAGAAAGAUACUAGAGGCCAUUCUUCCGGUCCCUCAAGUUUCGACUCAGCGAAAGGAGUGCCUCGAGUUCGCAUCAAGUCCGGGAGCCUACGCGAAGCUGAGCAAGUUCUUGCGCAUAGAUGGAGAAAGACAGUCCAAGGACAGUACAACAUUGACUUCAGAUAUGAUUAAGCAAUACACACUGGAAAACCCAGCGAAACACUUCCAGGCGCUAAUGCAAAACUCUCUCUAUGCUACGGACGUUUCGGAGCUUCUAAGGGAGAAACACGGACACAGAGGAUAUCUCAUCACUGGGUUCCUAACUGCAACCAACAGUGUAUGGGAGAGUAGCCAAUCAGUCAACAACAAACAUCACGUCGGUGUGACAGUACCUGUAGCAGAAGCGCUGGGUGUCCCCGUGCCUGUCCUAGAUGUAGGCGCUGGGGUCUCAUUUGGGGACAAAAAGACACAUCAUUCAUCCAAAGCCGUUACAGAGGAGGAGAUAUUUGCGGUUGCAUACAACGUAGUGCAUCUGAAACGAACAAAGAUAGGCUUGGAUUCAGCACGGAAGCCGAUCGUGGGAGACAUCGUGUGGGCAAAGAAAAAGCACGCAGCCCUCUCACCAGAGAAAGCCAGGCAAGCUUCUAGCGCACAAGACACAGAUGAAGAAAGCGAAGAUGAUUAUGAUGGAGAGGAGAGCGAUUUAGAGGAGAUCAUUCUUGACUUUGAGGCAGAACCUCUGACGGGGGCGUUCGACGACGUGUUGGAAAUGCCGUACCAAGGCACAGGCAUAUCAAAGCUAGACAUAGAGACAGAAGCGCACAACGAUGAAAGAAGCGAGUUACCAAAGGGGUCCGAACCAUAGCUAUAAUCACAUUGUUCAAAUAUCUUUACUUUAAUUUUCUAUUUGCAUUCAAUGCUUCAUCCAAGAUUACUCUUUUUUCU
Molecule: messenger RNA, 1207 nt
Organism: [Torrubiella] hemipterigena
Lineage: Eukaryota; Fungi; Ascomycota; Sordariomycetes; Hypocreales; Clavicipitaceae
Source: the annotation of a GenBank genome assembly